UUGAGGAGCUGAAAUAAUUUUAAUUCUGACGUACGACGUAGAAGGGUGAUGAACUUUUGAUAGAUGAUUGCUAAAAUUCUUUAAAAACAUAGAAACAAUAUUUCGAAAAUUUCAAUAUAAAUACUAGUUAUGUUUCGUUCGUCUGCACAAAUUUCGUGAUAUUUGGUCGACUGAAAGGCAAGAAAAUGGCUUCAGAUGCAGAGUCUUUACUUGCUCUCGAGGGGCUGAUGAACGAAUUCUUCGCGCCUACUACUACGAAUCAAAGGAAACGAGAAAUAGAGGAACUAUUAAACAACUUCAGUGCGCAAACUGGAUCAUGGCGUCAUUGUUUUUACUUCCUAACGCAUUCACAGAAUGAGUAUGUUAUGAUGUAUGCACUUAGUGUGUUUGAGACUGUAAUAAAUCGACAAUGGAUUGGAAUCGUAGGGGAGGACAAGAUCCAGAUACGCAAUGGAUUAUCCAAGUUCCUGCUUUCGCAUCACAAGGCCGUUCCAAGUUCCAUACGUAACAAACUUAUCAAAGUAAUAGUGUGCAUCGCUCGUCUUGAUUGGCCCCAUUUUUAUCCAGAUUUCUUUAGUAAUAUUUUACAGCUGAUUCAACAAUCUCAGACGGCAUCUCUAGGCCUCAUGCUUCUGCACACAACAUCGGAGGAACUGGCAGCUCCGAGGGAAGACCUAAGUGCCUCAAGGAAAGAAGAAUUGAACAGACUCCUUCAGGAUCAGAUUCCCACCGUACUAAACAUCAUCACACACAUAUUAGAGAGCAUUCUUGAUAAACACAGACAGCUGGUGAUAACGGCAACACCGCCCCCAUCGCCAACUCAUGGUGAUGAUGACAGCCAAGAUGCGUUCACCAACAAUAUCGCGUAUGGUACAUCUCCAUUACAGUCAGGGAGCUCAUUAAUAAGGAAUAUAUUUAACUCGCCUCAGACGAGCAAACAGAACUUGCAACCUCUGCCGCCUCUUGAUCAGGACAGUGAACACCUGAGCAACCUCGCUCUUCAUUGUCUUGCACACCUCUUCAGCUGGAUCCCUCUGUCGUGCCACAUCACCACGCGACUCCUAACAACUAUCUUUCAUUUUGCCAACUUUGGUUGUGAUAUUGAGUCGGUGCAGAGUGGCACGUCGCCGUACCAUCUGAACGAUAGCUUUAGCUCGAGCGGCAGCUCGUCGCUGGGCGUCCUUGCAAUGUGCUGUAUUAACGAGAUUAUGUCUAAGAACUGCAUUCCCGCGGACUUUGAGGAAUUUCUUCUGAAGAUGUUCCAGCAGUCUUUUCAUCUGUUACAACGAAUGACCAAAGACAAUACGGCACAGUCAGUAGGCAACAAAAUACAAGAAUUAGAUGAAAGUUAUGUAGAGAAAUUCACUGAAUUCCUGCGACUGUUUGUUAGCAUACAUUUAAGAAGGUUUGAAGGCAAUUCUCAUUUUCCAAUUCUAGAGUUUUUAUCAUUACUCUACAAAUACACAUUCAAACAGGCUAGUAAUGAAGGUUUCUUUGCAUGCCUGGACAUAUGGAACGUAUUUUUAGAUUAUCUAAUUACCAGGAGUCGAGCGAGGGAGCCAGAGGCAAAUCAAGUUGUCAACAGCUACAGUGAAGCAUUAGAAUCUUUAAUGGAAGCUCUUUUGUUCAAGAUGCAGUUCCGAUGUAACCAGGUACAACUGGAGGAGCUUGAUGACGAGGUUGUAGAUGAUGAUGCUGAAACAGAGUGGCAGCAUUUUUUAUGUAACUGUUUAGAAGUUGUUGCCAAGACGGCAGAGCUACUACCAAGGUCGGCAUUUCAAUUCUUGUUUCAGAUAUUUCAAGAGAACUUAGAUGUAUAUCUUGGAUUAGGUGUCUUUAUUAUUGAAUCAUCUGAAGGCCAGAAAUUAAACAUUACAGCUGAGAACGAGGUGCGGCGCUUGCAUUGUAGUUUGCGAGAUUUAUCCUCUAUGCUACAAGCAUUAGGAAGAAUGUCGGAGCAUUUUACUGCAGAAAAAUUUCAUCCAAGGUUUGACAAUGCACUGCAGUUAGUCCAGAAGUGAGUAUUUGCAUUUAUACAUAAUAAACUCAAAUCGAUACAUAAUAAAUUAUUUUCACCACAAUGCAUUUUGAUAAAAAAAAUUAAUAUUGUGCAUGCUGAGUGUCUUGCGGCAUUGCAGGCCUUCAAUCAGUGGUUUGCUCAGUUCUACCUUGAAAGUAAGCGCCAGGCAGGAGACCAAUACCAGCACCAGUUUACACCCAUCAUCACUAAGACAAUCGAAUCAAUUGUACCACUAUUCAACAAACAGACACCAGAGAAGGUGCUUUUGUCAGCAUCGCAUCUCUUUCUUUCAAUAUCAACCAGUGUCCGUCCACCGUUCCUUGUUGAGUUACCAUUGGUACAGAAACUGUUCACAGAAGUUAGCCAGGGCUCACUAAAUGGCAUGCCAAUAGAGGUGGAACUUCUCAUUGUCCGCGCCUUAUCUAACAUCCUGGUGUUAGCCUGGCCAAAUGUGACGGAGAACUCGCAGAACUGGGGGUCACGCUCUGCAAACCACUCCGGUUUUAUGAAGAGGAUUACAUUAGAAUAUUGCCAGAUUAAAGAUAUUCCAAACUUUGCCAAAGACAAAAUGCUCCAGAACAGAGCAAAACCGUGCAUGAAGAGGACGCUACAUUUGCUAGCAAACCAUGUGGAUGCUGUGUCGGGUGAAGUGUCAAAAACAAAGCAGAUUGUCUUCCAGUCACUCAAGGAAUGCAUAGAGGUUACACUAGCACUUUUCCCAAUUUACAUUAACCAAGCAGAUGUGGUUGAUGAAAUGAUGAGUUUCUAUUUGGCAAUAAUCCAGGGACUCCGGGUCCAGAUGGGUGUGGCUAGUAUCCAGGCAACAAUAACAGUUUUCAUGAACUUAUUCACUAGGGAGCAAUUGACAGCCAUUAUCAUGAAUGAAGGAAGCUCAGGUGUACGAGUUGUAGAGAAGUUUUUACAAAUACUGGAGUUAAUUUUGCAAGAGCCAGGCUCAGCAUUCAAAGGGUUCCUGCCAACCAUUAUUAGCAUAUGUAUGCAACAAAUUUACCCAAUAAUUGCAGAGAGGCAGUCACCAGACAUUAAAUUGGUACUUUUUAAACUGCUCUUUGAACUUCUACAAAACAAGUGGCGGUAUUUCUUCCCUUCGUCUAUUCUUUCCAAGAUGCAAUCUGACACAGAAGCCGUGGACCACACGGAUGAGUUCAUUGUUAUGAUGCAGUCUUUCGGCCAGUCUUUCUUGCAACCUGACAUUGCAGUCUUCCGACAAAACCUAGAAUCCUUAGAGAAGCUGAACGAGAAACUGAAAUUGUACCAUAAGAAAAUUUUCCGUGAGAUGAUGCUUGUGCCUUUUCUGAACGUUCUUCUUCAAGUGUUGCUGCACAAGUCACAUGAUCUGCUACAGGAGGAGAUUGUGCAAACCAUUUAUAAUAUGGCUGCCGUAGACUUUGAUAACUUCUAUGUUACAUUCCUGUGUCAGUUUUUAGAGGGUGCAGAGGGCAUUGACCCUAAUCAAAGGUCGGUUCUUGAAAGGAACUUCAAGAAGGAUAGGGAUUAUCCAACAUUCACGCAAAACCUACAGAGGUUUGUCAACGAUCUACGCUAUUACAGACUCUGUAAUAGCGCCCUCCCUGCUGGCUCAGUCAAGCUUUGAUGACGAGUGUAUUCCAAAACAUACGGAUUGUCUAUGCAAAGAAUGUAUUGAGGAGGCCGAGGAUGUUGUAGAAACAAAAAGGAGCGUUAUGUAGUCAGUUGGAGCAUUUUCCUUAUUAUUCCUGACGUAACGAAUUGGAUUCAUGCCUUGAAGUUGAAAGUGCGCUUACAGCGAUGACGACGAGAACUCGAAACCAUUCCUAAGAUGUGUCGAAUACAUUCGUGUGUAUGGUUACAGUUUAAUGGCUGUUGAAAAGAGAAUCAAUUUUAUCACUUAACAUAUCUUCAGAUGUUUUUCAAAGAAUAUUUUCAGAUGUUCAUUCCAUCGUAAAUCACGUACAAUGUUUUCAAUUGAGAAGCGAUAUUUUAUUUUGUCAAAUUAUUCAGCAACACCAAAACAUAACAAGUAUUUUUUUCUGAAUACAUAACCACAUGACCAAAUAAUUGUUAAAAGUUUUUUUGUUAUCUCCUUGACAUUUUUUUAGUUAAAUUCCAAACAGAUAGGCAGAUUUCAGAGUUGUGUACUACAAGACUGUACAAUAUUUUUAAAAGAAGCAAAAUCUGACAAAUAGAUUAGCCACAAUGAACUUUUUAAUUGUGUUUGUGUGUGUGCUGCCUCAUUUGUUUUUUUUUUGGAUGCGCAUCUGCCUAUAGAUGGCAGUGUUUGGUACAGUAUUACAAAAGUUGUUUUGGGACUUGAUAAAAUAGCUGACCCACCUGAAUCGUUUCCAGUCAGUUGGAAAAAAUUAGCAAAACAGUGGCAUUAUAUUGACAUGACCUUAUUUAAGCACAUCAUGACUAUAUAUGGGCAUACAACAGUUUUUUUGUCGAAGAAAAUUUGAUAGUGGACAGAGCUUUAGUUAUUGCUAGUUUAAAAGUUGAAAGCCUGAUUAUGCAAAACCGAAGCUGUUUAAUGAAUCAGUAUUGAAAUGUCUGGGUUAUGUUAUCCAAUGUGUAUUUGCCUACAGGUGGCAGUGUUGAGUUUACAUUUUUUAUCAUCACUACCAUCUAUAGCCAAAUAUUGUUAUAUAAUAUAAGCUGUGUUGAAAACCAGCAAAAGCUCGAGAAUAAAAACGCAAGUUUACGUACUUAUUCAAUUACUAUAUGAUGUUAUACCAUAAAGCCUUGAAUGGAAGCCCAGUGAGCUUAAUCUCGAAAAGUAGCCCAACUUGAAUUGAAGCCCGCCUCUUCAGUUUGCAUAAGUAGCCUCGAAAUGAAGCCUGUCUCGAAAAGAAGCCCAUGGGCUUCUUCUCAAGAUAGCAUGGGUUACUUUUUGAGAUAGUACAAUACAUACACUGUACAUGAAUUUCAAAGAAACAAAAAUAUAUUAAAAACGUUCUUGGUUUACACAAUAAGUUAGGUGAUUUAAUCCCUGUUAAUACACUCUAUGAUACUGACUGAUGUUACAGUGACCCUAUUUAUUGUUUUAUAGUAGUAAUUCCCAAAAUUUACAGCAUUAAUUUUGAAAGGACGCCCCCUGUUACUUUGCAAAACUAGCAAAAAAAAAAGGAAGUCCAUCUCGAAUAGAAGCCCAUCUUGAAAGGAAUCCCAUCCAAAGAUUGCAAAAAAAAGAAGCCCUGGCCUCUUAUUCAAGGUUUUACGGUAUUUUGUUUGGCUAUAAUUAAUACUUUUUUUAAGGUAAGGUUGGAGCCUCCACGACCAUUGCCUUGCGAAGGUAGUGCAAAUUGGUAUCUGUUGCACUUGGAAUAUUUUGUUUUCUUAUGACCUUAAGAGUAUGCAUAGGUUUCUCUAGGAGAGAGCAUUUUCUAUACCUUGUGUCGCUUAGAAUAAAAACUAACCACUAUAUUAAACUACCAUAUAGGUAGAAAUUGAGAUUAAACAGAAUUAUUUCUAUAUCUAGUUCAUUAAAAAUGUGUCUAUUUUGACCAAGAUCAAUUACAACUAAAACUAAUCUUCAAAUAUGACUUAUAAUUUAUAAAUAUUCAGUAUUAUUUUCUUGAUAGUAAUUAUACUAAUAUUUAACUAAUGAAGUGUAUAGACCUCUAUGCACUGGGUAAGAAAAUAACUGUUAAAUAAAACAAACCAAGAAACUAAUCUUAAUCUAGGCUUAAAAACUAAGCUUGAUUUUUAUUCUAAACAUGGUUGGCUUGGCACUAAUGUGGCCAUUUGUUCCUUUAAGAUUCCCCCUUUUCUCUAUAUGUGUUUAUUUUUUUCUUAUCAGUUCAGAUCGCAGUCUAUAACAAUGUAUUAUAGAAAGAUAAAUAAUUUAUUUUUUGAUUCUUUCACCAGACACAAAUCUCAGAUGAAUUUUCCCCACCUAAAGAACUUUAAUACUUUUUUAAUUUAAAUAUUGUUGAGCGUAUUUGUGUAAAGCGUAGAUUACAUAAUGAGAAUAUAGAUUUCAUAUUUAUUUUUUAUAAGACCAGUCUGUAUGGAUUUAAUUAUAUUUAUUGUAUUUCUGUCUGUCGCUGGUACAAUUACUUUCUUUUCAGUUUGCAUAAUGGACCUUUCUGGCGUGUCAAUCAAACAUUACAACUGACCAAUCAGAACAGUGCCAGAAAUACGCACGUGUUUUUACACUGUCGUUUUGUGGGACCUUAGCAACAAUAUCCAAGGGGCGGGG
Anneissia japonica is the source of this 6218-nucleotide messenger RNA. RefSeq names its product exportin-6-like. The transcript is spliced from 24 exons. The record is from RefSeq and is a predicted model, not a curated record. Lineage: Eukaryota; Metazoa; Echinodermata; Crinoidea; Comatulida; Comatulidae. Gene Ontology annotation, molecular function: small GTPase binding; nuclear export signal receptor activity. Gene Ontology annotation, biological process: protein export from nucleus.